AUGCUCCCAAGGCAGAUGAAUGAUUGGUUAGUUGCAUCUGGUCUGUCAUCUUUGCAGUAUACUAGUUUGGCCAGGGUAGAUACACAUCUUUUAUCUGCUUUUGUUGAGAGAUGGCAUCCUGAAACAUCAUCAUUUCAUAUCUCGUUCGGCGAGAUGACCAUCACUCUAGAUGAUGUUUCAUGUCUACUUCAUGUACCGAUUAGGGGCGAGCUGGUUGAUCCCGAUUUUGUUGUCACCGAUUAUGAUACUAUCCAUAAUGCUGUUGAGUUGUUUGGUGUCUCUUUGAGUGAAGCAUCUGAGGAGGCUUCUUCCGUAAGGGGUCCCUACUAUAAAUUGGAUUGGUUGAAGCAAGUUUUUGAGCAACAAAGAGCUGCAAAUAACUUUACAGGUGCUAUGAGAGCAUACAUGAUGUUGCUAUUAGGUUGCACUAUUCUUGCCGACAAGACUUUUACUCUUGUCGAGGCAAAAUAUCUACCACUGUUGAGAGAUUUGAAUACUUGUGGAAGAUAUUGCUGGGGGGCAGCUGCACUGUGUUGGAUUCACGAGUAUUUUCCAACUGUUGGAAAGAGAGGUACUUAUGGGUUAUGUGGCAUUGAUAGUCUAAUGGCUAGGGCGAUGAAAUGGGAAUAUAGGCAGGGGACGCAAAAAGUGGCUGACAUCCGAAUUGUGUUAGAUCAGUUGACCCCUCACGAUAUCGUCUGGCGCCCUUUUGAGGGUCAUAGGGCGCACCGUCCUUUUGAUGAUAGCUAUUUGUUCCGGGGUGGUUUGAAGUGGUAUGGUACUGUAGUUCUAUAUUUACCUGACAAAUGCAUGCGUCAGUUUGGAUACAGACAGUACAUACCGAUUGCUCCUCCUAAUGUAGACACACUUGAUGUGGAUGUUGAGUGGGCUACAUAUAUGCAAAGUGGGUUGCAGGUGAUCCGAUCCCACGAUGAUCCCCCAACUAUGUUUGCCACCAUACCAUAUGAGACAGACGAUGAUUAUUUGGCGUGGUAUUAUACAGUGUCACAUCCUCUAUUGAGAGCACCACGAGGUGAUCAGCCGAUGGAGGUACUAGUGCCUGUCUAUGACGAAGGACCGUCAGACCCAAGGUUAUCAUAUAUAUCUCAUGAGCUUCAUCAUUACUUACAGCAUCAUCAGGCACGUCCUGAAGACGAUCAGUUUCUGGAGAUAUUUAGAGCACUCAGACUUGCACAGGGCGAACCAUUACCUAGGGAAGGUCCAAUUACUUAUGACAAUGAGUCUGAUUGA
Molecule: messenger RNA, 1251 nt
Organism: Vicia villosa (hairy vetch)
Lineage: Eukaryota; Viridiplantae; Streptophyta; Magnoliopsida; Fabales; Fabaceae
Product: protein MAIN-LIKE 1-like
Exons: 2
Coding region: 1-1251 (416 amino acids)
Biological process (GO): meristem development; meristem maintenance
Source: RefSeq, a predicted model, not a curated record